AUGGAUCCAAACAAACCAAAUUGUUUGUCCACAUCCGGGAGACGGCUCGGUGCGCUGGGUACUAUACACCAGAUCACGCAAAGUGUGAAGGGGGAAGGAACCAAGGUGCGCGCUGAUAAGGGCGUUACGUGUUUCAUCGUGCUACCUCUUGCUGUCCUUGAUGUCUCGCCAGGCCGCUUGCAAGUUGCCGAUCACAUCAGACUCCGGCGUCAGCGGGCGCUGGGCCAGCCCAUCGUUCUUGUUUCCAUUAUACUUGUCAUACUUGUUACGGCGAGUUUUCUUCUUAGAAGCCAACGAUACAAGUCGAUACAGCUGUCGGAAGCGACCGACUUCACCAAGCCGCCGCCCUCGGGUGGCGCAACAACUACGCAGGUCCAUGAGGUGAUACACUCCGACACUGAGGUCGAUAGUCACCAGGAAGUACCAACACAGGAAGAGUUCGAGGAGGAGAGUAGGGAGCUGCUAGAUAAUCCCGACGCGGGCGCGAUUUACGGAAAUACCCUCGAGACACUCAUCGAUAAAGAAAAGCGAACGGCUCAACAGAAGAAGUUCCUCACAAGAACAGGGAGCAAGGUGCCCUACAGUCUCGACAAGCCGUAUAUCUUCAACCCAUAUCCACAAUAUAACAGUCGAACAUGCUUGGGUCCAACAGGGAAAGAGGUGGAAGAUAUCCACGUCUUCAAAGGUCACCCAGCCAGGUUCCCGGAGUCUGGUUUUGGCAGCUACGAGGUUUUGGGGAUUGACAAGAAUCUUUGCUUUGAGCGAGAAACCAGGCUGGGUCCGUACGGGGUGGCACCCGUCGAGGAUAAGGAUGGGCAACCUGUUGAUUGGGACAAGGUGGACUGGGGAGGGCUUCAGUUGCAGUGUCUGGAGAAGAACAAGGGACGGUUUGCGACGGAACAUCCUGCCAACAGCUUCUCCGACAGCAACAGCGGAUUCCACGUGGCGACAGAAAGAGAACACAGGGCAGACGGGCCUACAGACUCGAUCCCGAAUAACACGAAACGAUGGUGGACUCCGAAAAAGCAAUAUGGAUCGCCUACCAACAUGACGGGUAGAACUGACACGUCGGUAACGGAGCCGAAAAGCGCCGUGCUUCUGCGCUCUUAUACGGGGAAGAAAUACACAGAGAACGACAAGCAAGUUAUCAGAUCCAUGGUGACGGAGCUGAGCUUGCGAACAGGAGGACAAUAUCAAGUCUUCCUUUUCGUUCAUGUCAAGGAGGACCGCGACAUCUGGUCGGACGACAAAGCCUAUGAAGAAGUCUUGGAUACUGCCGUUCCUGUCGAAUUUAGAGGGAUGACGGUGCUUUGGGAUGAGGCAUCCAUGAAGUUGGUAUAUCCCAAACUGAGCAAGGAGGCGAUCCGAGUCCACAACGCACAGUUUCUGUCUGUCCAAGUAUUCAUGCAGAAGUUCCGAGAGAAGCAACCAAGAAAAGGGCUGUGGGAACGAAACGAACGGUUUUAUAUCCCAUCUUACCAUGGUGAUUAUGACACGGAAUUCCGCAAGAGCGUUAAACAGGCCGCUGGUCAAGAUUCCAUAUGGGGCGCCCCUAACUUACCCGUCGUCAACCCGAUCGGGCCAAAACCACCAGUUUCAACACCAGAGCUGGACCGAUAUGAGUGGGGUGUCGGCGAGGAAGCUGAUCUCAUCACCCUGUCGCCGAUGUUCAACCCUAUAGACAGCAACUGGGUUCUGCGCGAUCAAGUGUGGGGUUACCAAUCCGACGCCUUCUCAGGCAAAGAUCUCCCUCGCAGAGCCACCAUCAUCACGCAAGCGCGAUUGUCGAGGAAGCUUGUCGAUGUCAUGCACGCCGAGAACCUCAAGGGGAAUCACGUCGGCUCCGAAAUGGUAGCCCCAACUACUGCCCUGAUCCACGGACUCAAAGCCGUAUACGCCCCGAUGCCCGUGUUCUUCGACAGGCCAUGGAACAGCACUCAGCUGGCGCGAUGGUUCAACGGUGGACCGCGAGGGCAGAGCGGCGGGCUGGGGAGCGCGAUGGGAUGGGGCAGAGAAGGGCGUUUCCAGGGUGCCACGUGGUACUUCCGCGCCGUCCCGCCGCCACGGUUGUAUAACAACUGGAUGGGAUAUGAAGAUACGGGUAUCGGGGGUGCCGAGUGGGAGCGUAGUCAUGGGAGACCGUGUCUGCCUGCCAUGUUUCUCCAUCCGCUCAAGGACGUGAGGCCGACACCGAAGGGGUAUACGUCUGAGUCGAAGUUGCCAUACUGA
Molecule: messenger RNA, 2229 nt
Organism: Neurospora tetraspora
Lineage: Eukaryota; Fungi; Ascomycota; Sordariomycetes; Sordariales; Sordariaceae
Exons: 6
Coding region: 1-2229 (742 amino acids)
Source: RefSeq, a predicted model, not a curated record